Messenger RNA from Lindgomyces ingoldianus, 929 nucleotides. RefSeq names its product UBC-like protein. The coding region runs from base 217 to 675 and encodes 152 amino acids. The record is from RefSeq and is a predicted model, not a curated record. Lineage: Eukaryota; Fungi; Ascomycota; Dothideomycetes; Pleosporales; Lindgomycetaceae. The transcript has 4 exons.
CACAAACAGCCCCAGGUGUGGCAGAGCUCCAACUUACAAACGCGGCCUCUGCCAACGUAAUUAUUUUUUUCAGAAAACCCACCGACCUCCACCUCGAACCGUGACAGUCCUUCUGUCAGCCGUGAGCAUUCUUUUGCCCCGCCACCACACUCCACUCAACACCCAGCACUUGUCACAACUUUAACUCAAGAGCGCUACGAAAAAUUAGGGUGCAAUAUGUUCGCCUCCAAGAGACUGUCUAAGGAGCUUACCAAGCUGCACGACCACCUUCCACCCGGUGUCGAACUCGUCAAGGCAGACGACUUCACGGAAUGGCUCAUGGACAUCCGCGUCAUCGACACAAAUCCACUAUACCAAGGCGAGGUGUAUCGGCUCAAGUUUAGCUUUAGUCCGAGUUAUCCUAUCGAGGCCCCAGAAGUCGUUUUCGUCAAAGACACCACGCACCCGAUCCCAUGGCACCCACACAUCUACUCCAAUGGCAUCAUCUGCCUCGACCUCCUUGAUACUUCAGGAUGGAGUCCAGUCCACAACGUCGAGAGCGUAUGCGUUAGCCUGCAGAGCAUGCUCACGAGCAACACAAAGAAGGAGCGGCCACCGGGCGACGAGGAUUUCGUUAGGUAUAACACACAAAGGCCAAGGGACAUCAACUUCGUAUUCCAUGACAACCAAGUAUGAGAAGGCGACGCGUGGUUUCGGCGAGGCAAGCUCUCGUCAAGUUUAUGGAGGUGGCGUUCUCUGGAAAUGCAUGGAUGGCUAUGGCGUUUGACUUACGACUUUGAAGAUAGGGUGAUAUUGGCGUCUUGGUGUUGGAAUCUUCUUUCUGUCCCGUAGCACGGCGUGGUUGGCUUUGUGGGUGGUAUUGGUGUUUCUGUAGCCUCCAUAUUGAUGAAUGUGACCGACACCCGUCGAAUACGAAACCUAGGCUCGAU